This is a messenger RNA of Postia placenta MAD-698-R-SB12, 3684 nucleotides long. RefSeq lists its product as hypothetical. Gene Ontology annotation, cellular component: intracellular membrane-bounded organelle. The transcript is spliced from 9 exons. NCBI's taxonomy places the organism in Eukaryota, Fungi, Basidiomycota, Agaricomycetes, Polyporales, Adustoporiaceae. The record is from RefSeq and is a predicted model, not a curated record. The coding region runs from base 1 to 3684 and encodes 1227 amino acids. Gene Ontology annotation, molecular function: phosphatidylinositol binding.
AUGGUCUUCUCUACAAGGCAGACAUUCUUCGCCGUUACGGCUCUGGCUAUCGUGGUGCCUACAGCCGUACGCAUAGUCUCAUCGCCGCUAACACUCAUUCUUCUGCUCCCAGUCCUCGCUGUGGUCAGUGCACUUGGCUUUCUGGCACUCAAUAUCUUCCUGGGAUAUCUCUUGGACGUACACCGGCUUCCUCCGCAUAAUGCGCUUCCCUCUGCAGCGAGACCGCUGGCUUUCUCCACGCCCGCAGCUUGGCAAGCCGUCUUGACGCGUUCUCAGUGGUCUCACAAGGCACCCCAGUCUCUACCUCCGCUGUAUCGCGACUCUCCGGUUAUAUCUGCUGCUCUGAAUGAUAUCCUUAUUAUGAUUGUGCGGGACUUCGUGCUAGUGUGGUACAAAGAUAUCUCGUCCUCCCCGUCCUUUCCCACUGCGGUCUCGUCUGUUCUGCACAGCUCCAUGGAACAAGUUCUCACUCGAGUUAUGACCCUGGACAUCUCCGCCCUCAUCGUGAAAUGUAUUGUGCCUAAGGUGACAGCUCACAUCGAACAGUUUCGACAGUCUGAGGUUGCAUUGCGCGGCGCGGGUCUGGAGCGCAGGCUCACGCAGUCGGAGGAAUUGGACCUGCUGCUCGCAAGCCGUUACGCUGGAAGGGGCGGCGAGAAGCUGCAUCGCGCAGUAGACAACCUUUCGUCCACUUUCACGAAGCAGACAGAAGAGAACCACCUGAGAGGACUCGUCGACCGCGCCCUCCCAUAUAUUCUGCCAGAGAAGGAAGCCAGAAGCGAGGCAGUCAAGAUCGUGGUGCGCGAGAUAGUAGCGUGCUCAGUUCUCUAUCCCAUAAUGGAAAUGCUCGCGGACCCUGACUUUUGGAACCGCUCUAUUGACUCAGUGGCGGGUGCAGCUAUACGCCAGCAGAGGCUGGUCUCAAAGGUCAGAAAUAUCUUAGAGGCACAGCUGCCUCGUCCCAAUCCUAGCGUCACCGUGCCAAGGCCUUCGACCACGGAGACCAUCACAAUCCGUACCGAUGCGCGGCAAUUUGAAUCCUUCCUGCGCAGCAUCAAUCGGUGCUCGUCCUUGUUAGACGCAAGGCGACUGAAGAACGAUAUCAUGGGUGAGAUUAGGCGAACUCGCGCUUUGCUUUCAAACCAUGAGAAGGAUGACUGGAUCAAUGGUGAGAAGACAGAAGACAUCGUUGCCUUCCUCGACAGACUCUACACCGCGAAGCGCAAAGUGGAAAAGCGCAUUGUCCUUCUAGGCGGAGAGUCAGAUCCACGACAACCUACGACUGCUCCUGAAGCGGGCAUGCAGUCACACCUGACGCUCCGCGACGUGUUAAGGAAUCCCAGUUCGUUGUCAUACUUCAUGGAAUUCAUGGAUCGUCGCCACCGUUCUCUCCUCGUCCAAUUCUGGCUUACUGUCGAGAGUUUCAAGAAUCCGCUCGAAUCUGUCGACUCAGGCUCGUCGGAUGAGGACGACGAUGCGGUUCUGGACCCUACGCGCUCCGCCACGCUGAAAGAGGAUAUCUCCAUGAUGAACGAGCUCUAUUUCUCCGGGACUACACCCGACCCGGUGCUGUCGUCCAUCUCACAGAAGCACGUCAACGCUAUCCGUACGUUCGGCCUGGGCGAAGAGACGCCCACUCCCGUGGAGGAGCGGCGCGUGCGGCGCAGCGUAAUGCUCACGCAGCGGCAGAUUGAACGCGAAAUGGAACAGGACUUUGAAGAUUUCCAGCGUUCGGAGCUGUGGUUCCGCGUCGUCGGUGACCUAGAAGCAAUCGCCCGCAGGGGCAUGGAUCAUCCUCCCUCGAGAAGUGAUGAUCAUGCCAUAUCCCGGACGGCGUCAGAGGCAUCAGAGCAAUCACUCUUAUCCAUGACAUCCGUUCCCCGCUCCUUUUCCUCGCCUCUGUUCAGCACGCCCACCGCGCAGAAGCCAGUGAGAAUGGAACUGCCAUCCUCAAACGCUUCGACUCCGAACACCACGUUCAAAGGAUCUCUGUCUAAUUUAGAGGUUCUCAUGUCCCCGAUUGCGGAGUCGCCAUCGGUAUCGUCUUCCCGUGCCCCACUUUUUGACGACCCUGAGGACGCGAAGAUGACGGAGCAGUCCCGGCGCAUGGCUGCAAUACAGGCCGCUCUGACGGAUAUCAUUGCGCUCGAUAAGCGUGAUGAGCACCCAGUGGGUUCUGCCGAGAGUAUCUCGAGUGCUAAAUUGAGUUCCAGCUUGAUCUCGGAGGGCAAGCGGAAUAGCACCCUUGACUACGACGUGGAGGAAGAGGAGGAUCGACCUGACGACGACGGCGAGCACGGUCACGGCUCGUUCCAGCUCGCAGGCCCCGGCGACCUGCAGCUCUCACAUGAGAUCGCACGCCUGACGCACAAGAUCGAGACGCUGCAAUCGCAGGACGCAAUGUUGGACACGCUGAUCAAGAAAGCGGAGCUGACGGGCGACGCCCAGGAGUUGCGGUUGCUGCGCAAAUCUCGCUCGUCACUCACGCGGGAGCUUCGUGAGCUUCGGUUUCAGAAGACACAGUACGAGCAGCAGGAGAGUGCCAACCGAUUACUCUCAGACCACACGAAGGUCGCGAUCGUGAACUCCACCGUGGGCGAGGAGGACGGCAAGUCGGUUGUGCGAUACCUGAUCGAGGUCCAGCAGCUGGCACAGGACGGGACGUUCAGUUCGGGAUGGGUCGUCGCGAGGAGAUACAACGAGUUCUUUAACAUGCAUAACAAGCUGAGGGAGCGAUACGCGUUGGUGCGGAAUCUGGACUUCCCCGGCAAACGACUCGUAACUGCACUAUCCAGUAGUUUCGUCGACCAGCGCCGUGUAGCCUUGGAGAAGUACUUGCAGAACCUAAUCGCCAAUCCUGCUGUUUGUGAGAGUGAAGAGCUCCGCGGUUUUCUGUCCCGCGAAUCACCCUUCAUUGCAAACGAGUCGAUUGCUUCGACGUCGAAGACAGCUCCUCCUGCUCGUGGAAAAGGAAUUGUCCGCUCCAUGUACCAGUCUGUUACCGAGAGCAUAGAUGACAUGUUCUUCGGGCCUUCCAUGCUGGAUGUCAUUAUCCAACGCCUCACCACCCAAGCGGCGGAGUUUGCGGGCAUUGUCGGCAGCGGCGUACACGACGAGGACCUCGUUGCGCAGGCCCUGAAAGCUUCUGGAAAAUCAACGCCGGAUGAUGCGCUAUUCCAACUCUCAGGGGACCUGAGGCCUCUGCAGGGCGAGACCAGUACCUCGACGUUCUCAUCUCCCAUAUGUGAUCUCGUACUCGCUGUGUUUGAGCUCGACAAGAAGAACAACUGGCUCCGAAGACAAGCUAUUGUGAUUAUCUUGCAACAAGUGUUCGGUGAUACAAUCGAGCGCAAAAUCCGGGAAACGUUCGCGAUGUAUGUGGACGAACUCCAUCUCGUGAACUACAUCAAUAUAUUCCGCGAUGGACUUUGGCCCGGAGGCCAGUUGAAACCACCGAGCGUACCCAGAACUGCUGAAGAGAAGCUCCGUACCAGAGACGAAGCGAACCGCAAACUGUCUGCUCUCAUGCCAGAUCUCGUUGCAAACAUGAUUGGGCGAUCAAACGCUCGAAGAGGGGCACGCAGGAUCUUCGCUGUGCUUCAGAACCGACGACUGAACCAACACUUGCUGUACACUAUUGUCGAUGAGAUCUUUGCUGCCCUCUUCCCAGACUCGCCAUCAUAA